Molecule: messenger RNA, 1901 nt
Organism: Zea mays
Lineage: Eukaryota; Viridiplantae; Streptophyta; Magnoliopsida; Poales; Poaceae
Product: SNARE associated Golgi protein family
Exons: 5
Coding region: 450-1430 (326 amino acids)
Source: RefSeq, a predicted model, not a curated record
GGGUUGUACAUGCCCUCGGGCGGUUCCUGAGGGCUCGCGCUCGCUGCAUCUGACCGCGCCGGCGGGCGCACGUGGCAACGUCCGCCGGCCGACGAGCUUUAGAAUCCACGCGUCUCCUCCCCUCGCAACUCGCGACAUUCGCCGAUUCGAAUCCCACCCACGACCCCCGUCCCGUCCCGUCCCGUCCGCCGCUGCCACCACCACCCCACCCCAGAAACCUGACCUCCGCGCCCCCGCGCGUCAUUGAGACUCCUGCGCGCCGCCGAAUAUUAUUAUUCUCAUCCCGCCGCGGCCGCAGGCAGGGCCAGUUCCGUCCGACGCGUCGCAACAACCCCCAGGGCUCAAUUGACGCGCGGGGGCGUUUCGGUCAUCCAGUCAUCCCCCUCCCCUGCCAAAGGCGAAGAGCAGAAGCAGAAGCAGCAGCAGCAGGCGAAGAGGCAGUGGUAGACAUGCCAAGGUCAUCAGCCGGGGCGUCAUGCACAGCAGUUGACCAUUCUGAGCAGAGCAGAAAGGAUGAUGAAUAUGAGAGGCUGGUUACAAGAGCUCAACAUGCAACAUCUGAUGUUGGCACGACAAUUUUAUCUGAGCAACCAAAGUCAAGAUCUUUCAUUUGGUGGAUGAAAGUUCUGCUUGGCUGCUUCCUUCUUAUAUUAGUGGGCUAUGUCUUCGUGAAAUGGGGGGUCCCCUUUGUCUUUGAGAAGGUUCUCUUGCCAAUCAUGCAAUGGGAAGCCAGUGCUUUUGGGCGUCCAGUAUUAGCUAUUGUUCUCGUUGCAUCUUUGGCUCUCUUUCCAGUUAUUCUAGUUCCUUCUGGACCUUCUAUGUGGUUAGCAGGAAUGAUCUUUGGAUAUGGUUGGGGUUUCUUGAUUAUAAUGGCCGGGAGUACUAUUGGCAUGGUGGUUCCAUAUUGGAUUGGUUCAUUGUUCCGUGAACGUCUGCAUGUAUGGCUGACAAAGUGGCCUCAGCAGAUAGCACUAAUAAAACUCGCGGGUGAAGGAAAUUGGUUCCAGCAGUUUCGGGUUGUCGCGCUUUUCAGAAUCUCACCAUUCCCAUAUACAAUUUUUAAUUAUGCCGUGACUGUGACAGAAAUUAAGUUCAACCCUUAUCUAUGUGGUUCUGUUGCUGGAAUGGUACCUGAGGCCUUCAUUUAUAUCUACAGUGGGCGUUUAAUACGUACAUUGGCUGACAUGAAGUACGGCAACUAUAAAAUGACACCAGUGGAAAUAGCAUACAACGCCAUUUCCUUCGUCAUCGCUAUCGCCCUCACGGUCGCCUUCACGGUGUACGCGAAGAGAGCUCUGGGUGACAUAAAAAGUCCGGACGAUGGCAUCGGUAAAGACGAAGAAGAUCACGGCCCAAAUGGCUCAGGGGUGCGUAUGAAUCGUCGUCAGGAGCGUGCCGACGCACGUUACAUAGAACUAGAUGAUAUGUGAUGGUGUGUUGGCCCGGAUCUUGCUUGGAAGGAGGCACCAGUAGGUCAUUAGGUGCACGGCUACGGUAGGUAGCUAGCUAUAGUUUACAAGAGGAGGCUAAAAUAAUCCACACCCAGCUGACGUGGUUUGCGUGAUUCGUUUCGUGUGCUUUGCCUACUGCACUGCCAUACUGUCUGAAUCUGAAGGUGCAGGGCUACUCACUACUGAGUUACUGACCGAGCGAUGCUGCUCUCAACGAUGUUUCUGUGACCAUCAGCGUAUCAAUCAGUCCUUGAUCUGAAGCCUACACUGGAGCUUCAUGUUGAAGCAUACAUUGGACUUGAGUAGUACAUUUGUAUAUAACGUAACUGCUAAUAGAGUUAGCAUAUGAUCUAGUUUUGAACAUGAAGCUCGUGGGCUGUUCAGCCAUGUUCGGUCCCAUCCUGUCUCUGUCUCAAAUUAUAUGUUAUUAUGGGUUUUGUUUUUUCUGUA